AUGCAACAAAACUACCAAGAUGCCACGGCCAUAGUCGCUAAGUAUGGAAAACCAGACUUAUUCCUUACGCUCACUUGCAAUCCCACGUGUCAAGAUGUUCAAAAAGCCCUCUUCCCUGGCCAACAAGCACAAGAUCGACCCGAUAUUGUUGCCAGAGAGUUCCAGCAGCACCUACGUGAACUCAUGACGGAUAUAACAAAAAAACACGUACUCGGCAAACCAAUCACCCACAUCUAUGUUAUAGAGUUCCAAAAGCGGGGUCUCCCACACUGUCAUCUACUCAUCAUCUUGGCAGAGCAUAGCAAAUUACGAGACCCAAGCGACAUCGAUUCCAUAAUAUCGGCACAAAUACCUGAUCUAACAGAACAUCCCGAGUUGUUCCAAGUCAUAAAGACAACGAUGGUUCACGGUCCAUGUGGAAUCCUCAGCAAACGUGCACCAUGUAUGGCCGACGACAAAUGCACAAAAGACUAUCCAAAGGAGUUCCGAGAAACAACAGCACUUGCAAUCGACGGAUCCAACGCCAAAUAG
This is a messenger RNA of Priapulus caudatus, 531 nucleotides long. RefSeq lists its product as uncharacterized. The transcript has a single exon. The coding region runs from base 1 to 531 and encodes 176 amino acids. NCBI's taxonomy places the organism in Eukaryota, Metazoa, Priapulida, Priapulimorpha, Priapulimorphida, Priapulidae. The record is from RefSeq and is a predicted model, not a curated record.